Messenger RNA from Drosophila ananassae, 3401 nucleotides. RefSeq lists its product as uncharacterized. Gene Ontology annotation, molecular function: protein binding. Bases 633 to 3164 code for a protein of 843 amino acids. Gene Ontology annotation, cellular component: cilium; stereocilia ankle link complex; stereocilium tip. The transcript has 7 exons. NCBI's taxonomy places the organism in Eukaryota, Metazoa, Arthropoda, Insecta, Diptera, Drosophilidae. The record is from RefSeq and is a predicted model, not a curated record. Gene Ontology annotation, biological process: rhabdomere development.
ACGACUGUAAACUUGGUUGGUGCUUCAAUUUGUGGCUGCCAGCUAAGAGCUUCGCUUCGGAAGUGCGGAAAGACUCGCGACUUCUGGGUCUACGAAUACGAAUUUUCCCGAAUAAAAAAAAGCGCGCUUUAACAUAAAAAAAUAAAUGAACAAAACAUUUAAACUGCCAAUUUUAAAGUUUUAGCUUAAAAAACACAUUUGAUUUUUUGUUUUCUGUGUGGAGUGAUUUUGGCUUACUUUUGGAAUUCUACGGAGAGCCUAAAAAAGUGCUGAGAGUGCAACCGUUGCACCUGUCUUCUGUCUCACCUGAGCGCUUCAAGCCACAAAAGUGUAAAGUGCAGCGCGUCUUUUUUUUUAGCCUUAGUUGGAGUUUAUUUUUUAUCUUCGUGUUCUGUUUUUUUUUUUUUUUGGAUUUUUUUUGGUUGGCUUGCGCUUUUUUGCAGUUUUUUGCAAAUAUUCAGCAAUAAUUGCGUGUGUGUGCCUGUGUGUUGUUGUUUUUAUUACUUUUGCCGCGCUCUAAUUGCCAAGAUUCGAGUGUUUGGCUGGAGAUUCUUCCACCGCCUGCGUCUUCAUCGCCUCUUCAGCUCAACAUUCUUCUGGGACUUCCACACCGCAAAUGAGAUCCCUUUAAAAUGAUGACGAUGUCGGCGUCCUCUGUCUCUGCCGCCACCUCGGUCACCGGCUCCGGCUCUGCCUCCGUCUCCACGUCGACGGACUGCAGCAGCAGCAUGCAGGGCUCCACGACCAGCUCGGCCUCCAGCGACGUCAUGACCCUGACCACCACAGCCGCCUCCUCGUGGUGCGCCAUCCCGGCCAGCUCCCGGCUGCGUGUCCUCCGGCUGGUGCGUCCCCAUCAGCGUCGCCUCCUCGUCGGCGGCCCGGAACGGGGCAGCACGUAUGGAUUUGCGGUGCGAGGGGGACGGGAGCACGGCACUGGGUUCUUCGUCUCCCACGUGGAGCACGGGGGCGAGGCGCAGCUGAAGGGUCUGCGGAUUGGUGAUCAGAUACUGCGCAUCAAUGGCUUCCGACUGGACGACGCGGUGCACAAGGAGUUCAUCCAACUGGUGGCCAGCCAGGACCGGGUGACCAUGAAGGUGCGCGGUGUAGGCAUGCUGCCGGUCAGAGACCAACCCGAGGAGCGCCUGUCCUGGAGCGUCGUGAAGCUGCCCAGCGUGAGUGGCACGCCCUCGGAGAGCUCCUUCAAGGGCGUGGAGAGGGGGCGCAGCCUGGGCAGCAGUGGCGGUGGCAGUCGGGACAUCAAUGUGGUCCUCCACGUGGCUCCCCGGACCAAGCUGGGCCUGGGCAUAUGCAAGGGACCCGAAUGGAAGCCGGGCAUCUUCGUCCAGUUCACCAAGGAGCGGAGUGUGGCGCGGGAGGCGGGUCUCCGGCCGGGCGACCAGAUCCUCAGCGUCAACAGCAUCGACUUCUCGGACGUGCUCUUCUCGGAGGCGGUGGCCGUGAUGAAGAGCAGCAGCAAGCUGGACAUGGUGGUGCGGACGGCGGCCGGAUGCGAUCUGUUUCCGGGCGAGUCCAGUGGCUACAACAGCUCCGCCAGCUCGGUGACCGGCGACCAGAGUCCCUGCUGGGCGGACGCCAAGUCCAAGCGACUGACAGCUGUCAGGGAGGAGUCUGGCAAUGGAGGUUCUCCGGCCGGCAAUGGGAACUGGUCACAAAACGUCCAAGUCCACAAGCAGAUGAACAAAACGAUCAUCAAACUGACGGAGAAUGGUACUUCCAUCAACAAUACUUACAUCGCCAGUGCGGGCUUUGUUUCCGGUGCUGGUUCUGGUUCCGGCACCGUUUCCGGUUCGGGCUCUAGCUCCGUAUCCGGUUCCGGUUCCUCUUCGCGCAGCCAGUCGGUGUCUCGCAGCACCACCAUGAAACGCACUCACCUGCGACCAGUCAGCUCAGCAGGAUCCGGAUCCAUCAGCAGAUCUGCAGCAGGCUCUGGCCUAGUAUCUGGAUCUGGAUCUGGGUCUGGAGCUCCUGUUCCACCACCUCCUGCCAUGAUGGAUGGAGCAGCCACUGGCAAUAGUGGCAUCAACGGCAGCAGUCUCUCCAGUGCCAUAAACGAGGAGCUCAAGAAACGCAAAGAGAAACAGCAACAGCAGCGCAACAAUAACCGAGACAGAGAACGCGAUGGCAGUGGGAUUACCAAUGGAAAUGGUAAUGGAAGUGGACAUGGACAUGGACAUGGCACUGGAGGCCACCACCAUCGGAGCUCCAACGCGAAUGGCUCAGUUCCACACCGCCAGAGAAGCAAUCUGGCCUCGCCGGGCAGCGGCAGCGAUCGCAUCAGCCACAAUACCCUGGGAGCCGGUGGAGGAGGAGGUGGAGGUGGAGGUGCUAAUGGCGCCACUGGAGGAGCAGCAGGUGCCGACCAGCAUACGGCGCUGAUGGAUGAAUUCAAGCGGGCUCACCAACGAAUGUUCAGGAACGGGUUCCAUGAGAGCGAGCACAAGGAACGAGGUGAGACGCUAAAACGCACCUCGAUUAUGCCCGACGAUAGCAGCUAUCGCAGUAUCAAUAGCAACGCUGUUGCCAACAAUGCUCUUACCAACAACCACAACAACCACAACAACCACACCAGCCACAGUCGCCUGCCACAGAACGGAGCCAAGCUGGCGAACGGAAAUGGCGGCAGCGCCAAUGGAUCGCCGGAACUUCCGCCCCCGCCACCACAGUUCGCCAAUCCGCAGCCAAAGCAACUGCCGGCCAAGCUAAUAACCGGAAAUGGAGCAGCGAAUGGAAGCGGAAACGGAAACGGAAAUGGGAAUGGCAAUGUACCGGGCAAUGGCGGCUUGGCGAAGGUCAAGCAGCCCAUGUCGCCCAUGAGGAGUGCCAGCAUUAGUGUCGGUGGCUUCCGACCUCCCAUCUCCCCCCAGCCCGACUACGAUGCCGUUCAACUGCGUGGGAACAGUGGAGCCUCCGGAUCCAGUGCAUCCAGUCAGCAGCAGCAGCAGCAAAGGAGAACUCUGCGGCUUGGUACAGUGACCAUUGGGGAGUACGGCGAUCAGAGGACCGGAAAACGAGAAACUCUACGAAAAAUGAACGGAGAGGCCGGCUCGAAUGGCAUCCUGAAAAACGGAAACCAGAGGAGCAGUGCCAGCUUCAAUCAUGGAACCAACCAGCAUCCCGAAAAGUCCAUCAAGUUUGGAAACUAAGCUCUGAGGAUACAUCUUUUGUGCAAUAUAUUAAAAAACGAAAUAAUAAGACGAGAGGAGAGUACAAAAUCGGACUUGCAGCGGCAUAUAAUAUCUUAUAACACCUAUCAUAUUCACAUCUUUUUUUUUUGCUCUACACAUCUAAUUAUUUCCAUAUAUUUAAUUGUACUUUUGUUGAAAAUAUAGCAUCGCUAGUUUCUAUUAUUUAAUAAACACCAGCCUGUAAAUAACCCACAA